Molecule: messenger RNA, 4709 nt
Organism: Dreissena polymorpha
Lineage: Eukaryota; Metazoa; Mollusca; Bivalvia; Myida; Dreissenidae
Product: kynurenine--oxoglutarate transaminase 3-like
Exons: 15
Coding region: 225-1601 (458 amino acids)
Biological process (GO): biosynthetic process
Cellular component (GO): cytoplasm; mitochondrion
Molecular function (GO): pyridoxal phosphate binding; L-kynurenine:2-oxoglutarate transaminase activity
Source: RefSeq, a predicted model, not a curated record
GAAGUGUCUGCUCUUCAUGUGAUCUUCAGAGGCUCUUUCAAUUUUAAGAAACGAAACAAAACUAAGAAAACUUUAUGAAAAACGCUUAAAUUUGUGAAUGGAAAAUCAAAUAUCCGCUUUGCGUGGUUAACCCUUUCCCACUCAGAAGCAAAGUGAAAAUGGCUAUGUGCAAACAACAUAUAACCAGAACAGCCUGACAGCAUUGACACAUUGAAGGAAAGUAGAUGUCGCAAGUAUUUCAACAGUCACAUAAGUGUUUGUUGAGGCAUAUACCCGCUACAGCAACCUGGUCUCUCCUAAACAAACAGUUGAGCAGAAAGAUGUCGUCGAAACUUAAAAUGUCAAACCGCCUUGCAGGCACAGAGAAGAAUGUCUGGGUGGAGUUUGGAAAAUUGUCUGCUGACUACAAAGCUUUGAAUCUUGGCCAGGGAUUUCCUGACUACCAUCCUCCUCGGCAUGUGCUUGACAUCUUUGCCAAGUUGGUUGUCGGGGACAACCCCCUCAUCCAUCAGUACACACGUUCUUAUGGUAAUCCUCACUUGGUAACAACCUUGGCCAAGCUGUAUGGACCAAUCAUGGGCCGGGAAAUCGACCCCAUGACAGAGGUCAUGGUCAGCUGUGGGGCGUUUGGGAUUCUCUUCUCCACCAUCCAGGGCCUGAUUAACCCGGGCGAUGAGGUGAUCAUUAUUGAGCCGUUCUUCGACUGUUACGAGCCCAUGGUGAGAGUGGCUGGUGGGAAACCUGUGUUUGUGCCACUACGACCGACCCAGAAGGAAGGCCCACUCACAAGCAAUGAUUGGACACUGGAUAGAGAGGAAAUUGCCAAGGCCUUCAACAGUAACACCAAGGCCAUCAUGGUUAACAACCCAAACAAUCCAAUUGGCAAGCUGUAUCGUAGAGAGGAGCUGGAUCUGAUAGCAGACCUUUGUAAGCAGCAUGACGUCCUGUGUAUAGCGGAUGAGGUGUAUGAAUGGAUGAUCUACAGGGGCCAUAAGCAUAUCAAGAUUGCCACCCUGCCAGGUAUGUGGGAUCGUACCAUCACGGUGGGCAGUGCUGGUAAGACAUUCAGUGCCACGGGCUGGAAGCUGGGCUGGGCCGUGGGGCCGCAACCUCUCAUUAAGACCCUGAUGGUGCUUCACCAGAACUCCAUCUACACCUGUCCCACUCCCAUACAGGAGGCUGUAGCGGCUGGUCUUGAUUAUGAGAUAUCAGUCUUUGAAGACGAGGAGAAAUGUUACCUGAAGUCCCUGGCCCUUAAGGAACUGGCCCCUAAACGAGACGCGCUGGCUCAAGUUCUCACAGAGGUUGGACUGACCCCUACGGUGCCUGAGGCAGGGUACUUUAUGAUGGCGGAUAUAUCCAAGAUCAAUGUAGAUAUCCCAGAUGAUGGCACAGAUGACCCGUUUGACUUUAAGUUUAUACGCUGGAUGACCAAGAACAAGAAACUGUCAGCUAUUCCACCCACAGCUUUCUACAGCCAGGAACACAAGCAUCUGGGAGAGAAGUUUGUGAGAUUCUGCUUCAUUAAGAAAGAUGAAACGUUAGAAGCAGCUGCAAAGGUUCUCAGAGAUUGGAAAAAAGAACUGGAUCAGAAGAGCUGAGUUCUGUAUCACCUGGAAGCUCAUUAUUAAUGUCUUAUCCCCUCUGAGCUCUCUGUUACCUAGAAGCUUAUUGAAUAUGUAGACUUUUUCUCCAAAAUAACAAGAAUCAACAAAUAUAUAACAUAUUUAUGAGUGUGUAAUAUCAUGCUUUAAUAUUGAACGUUCAUCUUUGCUCAAAGUCAUAGUGACAGGUAUUAAGAAUGUCUAUAAAAAAGGUUUUCAUGGUAAUUUCCUGUUAUCUUUUAAGAAAGCUGAAUUAAAAUUAUCACUGUUGAAAAUGAUAUAUACAGAAUAACUGGUUACUGCUAUAUCGUUUUGUUAUAUAUCAGAUGAUUCUUAGAUUAAAGAAAUAGAAAGGCUGGCUGAGCAAUUCUUUCUUCGUGCUUAGCCUGAUAUUUUAUAAAAUGUGUCUUGUUUUGAGAAAACUGGGCUUAAUUCAUGUGCGUAAAGUGUCGUCCCAGAUUAGCCUGUGCAGUCCACAACAGGCUAAUCAGGGACAACACUUUCCGCUUUAAUGGUAUUUUUAGUUUCAAGGAAGUACCUCCUUACUGAAAAUCAAGUUUAGGCGGAAAGUGUCGUCCCUGAUUAGCCUGUGCGCACUGCACAGGCUUAUCUGGGACGACACUUCACGCACACGAAUUAAGCCCAGUUUUCUCAGAACAAGACGCAAAUGAUAUUGCAGUUACUGGCUUUACCUGUUUGUAUCAUACCUUUAUGCACCCAUUUUUAAAGAAAUAAUUAAAACAAUUGUUUUUACUUUUGGCUGUAAUGUAUCUGUUGUGUGACUUUUGAGGUGUGUUUGCAUUACCUCAUAAGCACUUGCACUGAAUUAAUACUUGUAAAAUACAAUUUUUGCUUAUUUUGUUGCUUUUUGUGUCUAAAAGGCAGUAUCAUCCUGGGUUUGUUCUUCAUAAGAAUGUUUGUUUUUCCUCCGAACAUUUCUGAAUUUGCAUAUUUGUCAUGGUGCUGUGGUGAUUUUUGGAAGCUUUUUUUAAAUAAAUGUAAUUAUUUCCUUACAAUAGUCUUCUGGUGAUUUUUAAAGAAGGCUCACAGACACUUCAGACUAUUAAGGAACAAUAUAUGUGCUGUAAUAUAUUAUAUAUGAUAGUGUAAGUAAUCUCAUGUGUUAUAUAUUAUAGAUGAUAUUUAACUUAUUUCUUUGCAAGUGUUUUAUUACUAGGUAAUAUGUACUGCUUUUAGCAAUACUCACUUGUUUUAUAAAAAUCCAAUGGAUAUUUACAUAGAUAUUUAUAGAUAUUUACAACAAAAAUGCAUUAAACAUAAAUUUUAAUGUAUAAUUAAGCCAAACAUUAUUUUUGUUGACAUAGAUUGAGUUGGACUAUAUUGCUGACAUUGUAACUUUUUGUGAAUAACAAUAUAUUAUACAUGAUUUAAACAGUAUAUUUUUUAUAAAUAAUAAUGAUCCCCUUAUGGUAAUUUUUAUAAAGUAACUGCGUUUUGAAAUAACCAUGCAGUUUUCCUGCAGUUUUGUUGGUGCUUUGUUUUAAAACAUAAGUUUUUUUGUGAGUUUGGUGACUUUUUAUGUUGUUUUUGCCCUGUCUAUUGGUUUGGUUGUUUGCGUCAAACUUUAACAUUUACCAUAACUUUUGCAAUAUUAAAGAUAGAAACUUGAUAUUUGGCAUGCAUAUGUGUAUCUCAUGGAGCUGCACAUUAUGAGUGGUGAAAGGUCAAGGUCAAAUAUAUGGGGGACAAAGUGUUUUACAAACACAUCUUGUUUAUUAUUGUAUUUAUAUGCAUUGAUGUGCUCAGGUUUUUUAUAAUAUUGUCUUGCCAGAUGAAUCAUUGUAAAUGGAUUAUAUUUAUGAAUCUUGUUCCAAUAUAUCCUCAACACAAAUCUGACAAUCGGAAUAGCCCAGCAACAUUAACUUAACCCAUUUAUGCCCAGCGUCUAGAAAAAAGGCCUUGGCAAUUUUUUACCAGCGUAGACCCAGAUAAGAUGCCGCAUGAUGCGGCGUCUCAUCUGGGUCUGCGCUGUUUGCUUAAAGGAAUUUCUGAAAGAAAUAUUAUAAAUAUACAAAUAAAUAUACUAGACAUCUCUAAUUUUGGAAAUUAAUUGAUCCAAUUUACAAUGAUGGGAGAGUCCACUUGGCAUAAAUGGGGUAAGAUUGGUCCUGAAGGGACUCUACCUCUGAUAUAGCAGUUGUCAUAUCAGACAUAAAGUGCUCCAAGUAUGGUUAAAUCAUUUUACCCAAUAUAAGUUUGUGGUAGUUAUCUUAAUGAAUAUGGCCAGAUUGCUAAACCCCACAAUAAAUAAUAUGCAUGAUGAUGUAUGAGCAACCUUAUACCUUGUGAACACUUGAAUGAUAUUUAUUUAUUUAUAUUUAAAGAUUCAUGCCUUAGUAAUUUAAUGGUUUUAAGCAGAUACACCAAUUAAUUGUAACAGAUACAAGCAUUGUAUUGCCAACAGUUUAAAAAUUGGUUUUGUCCUGUUUUUGCAUUCAUAUUUUCUGGUGCAGACUAAUAAUUGUUGCACAGAGUAGUGUUGAAUAUAGAUUAGUUUAUCAAUAGAGGUAUUCCAAAUAAUGUCAUGUUACAAGUCUCAUUUGACCUUAACCUUGGAUCUUGUGACAUCAACAUUAAUUAAUUGGCGAGUUCAUUCCCUCCGAAGUAAUAAUCAUACAAAUUCUUUAGAUAUCAUGCGGAUAGGAAUGCUCUACAGCAGCCAAUUGUUAUCCCUUGACCACUUAGAUAUGUAUUUUCACACAUUUGUAGUCCCUUUGAAAAAUUAUAUGUAACUUAAGACCUUUCUUAUUAGAUUAAAGUUUUCAAAGCUUCAUUUCCAAACCUGAGAUACUGAUGAGCAGCAAACAGCAUAAAACUGAACAGACUGCAAGUUACUGGUAGGCUGUUUUGGUUUUAUGCUGUUUGGACAUAGCCAUUUUUACUUUGCUAAUAAGUGGGAAAGGGAUAGAUCUGGAUAACUUAUCCAGCAGUUAACUUUUGGUUAUCUCCAAUUUUAGGAUAUUUUUUGGUAAGAGAUUGUAUAAAAAAAUAGAUAUCAGAACAGGUGUACGUUUUGGUUACGUUUUAGAUUUAGCCAAGGUAUUUGACUUUGGUUAUCUUUAUCCGAAUAAAGGUUAUCUUUUG